AAUGGAGGGGAAAAACACAGUUGCUGAGCAGAAUGAACCAGAUAAAGAAGACAUGACAUUUAAAGAGGAAAAGCCAGCAGAAAAAGAUCAAAAUUAUGUAAAGGAGACAAAGAAUUUAGAUGACUAUAAAGCAUUUAUUUAUGAGGCAGUAGAAGAAACAAUAACAACUGGAGAGCAUCCAGACUCAAUGGAAAAUUUAAUAAAUAUAAAUCAGGAGACAGACAAUUAUAAAGACAAUGCAUUGAAAGAGAAAAAAACAGACAGUGGCAUAGCAGGAGAGAAGAUAGAUGACAACAAGGCCACAAUGCCAGAGGAGGACUAUGUGGUGGAAAGCACUAAAAAUGAAAACAUUCAGAAUGAGGAUGAAGAGAUGACCAGUCUUGUUUGGGAGAAAGCUAUCCUGGAAAUCGAGGAAGAGGAGCCACCAGUCUCUACAGAGAAAAGUCUCAGACGAAGAACAGUAACAAUUCAGUCUCCUCUGAGAAAUAAAUCUAUACAUGUACAAAAUGAGGAGUCAGAGUUAGAUGUUGAAACACAGGAAAGUCACACAGAGGAGAUCAAGGAUAAAGCUGAAACAGUCCCAAUUACAGAAAAGGGAGUUGAAGACAUAUAUCAAGAAGUCAACAAGAUAGACAAUGUCAGGAAGAAGAUUUAACUGAGACAAAGGAAACAGAUGAGGAGGAUGAGGAGGCUUUAGAGAUGGGAAGAGAAGAAGCCAAUUUAGAGCAACAGGAAAGUGAGCCAUUAGUUGAGAAUAAGAAAGAAAUUUCUGUGAAAAAAAUAUAAAUUGAGAUGGACGAAGCCACAAAGGUUAGCAAGGAUCAAACACAUGUUUUAAAAGAGAUCCCCAUUCAAGUAGAGGAGAAGGUGUCACAGAUAGAAAGCUCUGAGGCUAAUCAAAAUAAGACUGAAAGGGUCACAAGGAGAAGCCUCAGGCUCAGUGCAACACCAGUAAUAUCUUCGCCAAGAAGAACAUCUCAACAUCUAAAUGCACAAAAAUUGGAGCCAGUGGAAGAUGCAGACAUGAGAGAAAAUGAACAUGAUAAAAUCACAGCAACAACAGAAGAGACUGUGAAUAUCAUAAUGCCCAUUAUUCCAAUAGAGACAAAUUUGAAAAUUCUUGAUGUAAUUGAGGAAAAACAGCUGUUGAUCCUGAGAGUUCUGAACUGCUGAAAGGUGCGGAAAUUGAUGAUGAAGAGAAAGUACUACAAAUUGUAGGUGCUACUGAGGAAGAGGUCCAAAUUGUAGAAACAUAGCCUAUUAAGGGUUUAGAGAAAGAGGAGGACAGCACUCCUGUAAUCAAACUGCAAAAUGCCAAAGUAAUGCUUUGGGAUGUUAAUAAAUUUUCCCAAAAAACAGAAGAGAAUAGUGAUACUGCAGAUGAUCAAGUGCAUUCUCAGAAAGAAGAAGAACUGGAACUGUAUAAAUCAGCUAAUAGCGAAAAUCAAUGAAAGACAGACCAAAUAUAAUUAAGGAGACAGACAAUAAUCAAGAUACUGUUUUAAAAGAGAAGCAAAUGGACAUUGACUUAGCAGGGGAGAAGAUAGUGGACAAUAAGGCCAAAAUGCCAGAGGAGAAAAUUGUGGUGGUAAGCACUAAAAAUGAAAACGUUCAGAAAGAUGGUGAAGAUAUGACCAGCCUUGCUCAGGACAAAAAUGUCCAGGAAGAGGAGGCACCAGUCUACACAGAGAGAAGUCUCAGAUGCAGAACAGUAAGAGUUCAUUCUACACCGAGAAGAAAAUCUAAACGUGUACAAAUACAGGAGUCUGAGGCAGAUUUUGAAACACAGGAAAUCCAGAAAGUGGAGAGCAAGAAUAAAGCUGAAAUGGUCCCAAAAACCAAAAUGGGAGUUAAAGAAAUGGAUCAAGAAGUCAACAAGAUGGAAAACAAGAAAUCAAAUUUCAUUGAGACAAAAGAAGCAGAUGAGGAGGAGGUGGCUCUUGAGAUGAAAAGAGAAGAAUCUAAUAUAGAGCUACAGGAAAACGAGUCAUUAAAUUAUUCUGAAAAUGAAAUUCAAGUGGAAAUUCCUGUAGAGGGAGUUCAAGAUAAAGAAAAAGUGCAAAAAAGAACAGUAGAAGAGGGUUCCAUUAAACAAGAAUCAGUGUCACAGGAGGAAAACUUAGGGGAAACCAAUCAGAAUGUAUGUGAAGCACCAGCUGCUAUAGAAAGCACAGAUGAAAACGCACCUCUUACUACAAGAAAAAGUCUCAGAGAUAGAACAGUAACAGUCAAAUCUACACCAAGAAGAACAUUUAAAUGGCACCACAGUCAAGAGGUGGAACCUGAGAUAGAAGCGAUGAAUAACAGAUGUGGAAAUGAAAAAAACUCAUCAAUGGAGGAAACAGCUGACAUCUUAAGUGUUCAUACAGAGGAAAAUAAGCCACUGAAUGCUGAAUUUGAAAAUUUGGAGGCAAAAGAGGGAGAAGGUAUAAUUCAGUUUUAUACCGAUGAAAAGGCAGUGACAAAUGAUAACGUUGAGGAGGAAGUUAAUGAAAUCCUGGUUGAGAGCAUGAAACAGAACCGUCCAAUUCAGAAGGAGACACAAGGAGAAAAUCAUGAAGAAGAAUUAGGGAAUGCACAGAAAGACACAAAGCAGAACAAGGCUCAAGUGGAAAAUCUGGACAUAGAAGAUGUGCAGAAACCCAAGAAACAGGAGGAGGAGGAGUCCAAUGUUUAGGAGGAAGAAACACAAUUUCAAGAGUCUCCAUCAGUCACAGAAGGUAUGAAAGA
Molecule: messenger RNA, 2730 nt
Organism: Xyrauchen texanus (razorback sucker)
Lineage: Eukaryota; Metazoa; Chordata; Actinopteri; Cypriniformes; Catostomidae
Product: midasin AAA ATPase-domain containing protein
Exons: 1
Coding region: 1448-2677 (409 amino acids)
Source: RefSeq, a predicted model, not a curated record